AUGGCCAUCAGUGGCCUUGGUGGAAUCGGGAAGACUCAAGUGGCAUUGCAGUUCGUAUAUUUUGUCAAGGAGAACUAUCCAGAAUUUUCCAUCUUCUGGCUACAGGCGAUGGGCAUGGAGAGCUUCAAGGAGGGCUACAUGGGGAUUGCACAAGCUAUAGGAAUACACCAAAAGUUGGAGAACGAAGAGGACCUGAUGGUGCUUGUCCAGCAACGGUUAUCUUCAAAGAGCGCAGGAAAGUGGCUUCUAAUUGCUGACAACGUUGAUGACCUGGACUUACUGCGUGGGCAAGAUCAAAUGAAAGGCCUGCUGAACCUGUUACCAGAAAGUGAUGAUGGCCUGAUUCUAUUCACGACACGACACGGAGCCAUUGCCCAGCAUUUAGCUGGCAGCGAUAUUAUUGACCUAGGGAAUAUGACAGAACGAGAGACGAUAGACUUGCUGGAGAGGUCAUUGAUUCGAAAGGGCGACUCACAUGGCAACAAAGACACGAUGGAUCUCCUCGUCGAGUUAGAAUUCCUCCCUUUGGCUGUUAAACAGGUAGCAGCGUAUGUGAACACAAACAGAAGCUCUAUAUCGGAGUAUCUAAGCUUGUUGAGGAACACACCGGAAGAGGCCAUCGCGAUCGUGAGCACGGAUUUCAGUGAUAAAAUGCGCUACCCAAAUUUGGCAAGCGGAGUUGCGAAGACAUGGACAAUAACGUUCAAUAGGGUUCUCCAGCUCGACCCGAUAGCGGCAGAUCUCCUCAAGUUCAUGUCUUGCAUCGCAUGGAGGGCAAUUCCACACUCAAUUCUACCCUCAACCUACUCCGACGUACAGCUAGCAAGGGCCAUCGGCCUACUUUGCUCGUUUUCGCUUAUAGAGAGAAGGAACCAUGGCACUAAACUCGACAUGCAUAGGCUGGUUCAUUUAGCGACCAGGUUGUGGGUUGCAAAAAGUGGCCAACAAGGGGAGACAACGAUGGCGGCAUUCAAACAACUCUCGGAAGUUUUUCCGUCUCACUAUUACACCGAUCGUGAAACAUGGCGCGAAUAUAUGCCACACGUGGCAUAUUUAGAGCGGUAUAACCUGCAUCAUGAUUCUGCCGAGAGAGCUGAGCUCUGUAUGAGAGUCGGGAAGUGUCUUUUGGUUGAUGAGCGCGUGAAAGAAGCCACUGUCUGGCUGCGGCAGUCUUGUGAAUGGAGGGAAAAGAAUCUUUCCCCACAUCACACGCAAAGACUCACUUCACAGCGUUAUCUCGCAAUGGCAUAUCGACAAAGCGGGCAGCUCAAAGAGUCAAUGGAGCUCCUUGAGUAUGUUGUUGCAAUGGCAGUGGCUGUUUUAGCAGAGGAUGACCCAGAUCGCUUGGUCUCGCAGUACCAACUUGCGGUAUCUUAUCAAGCAAACGGACAGACCGAAGAAUCGAUCAAGCUUCUAGAAAAUAUUGUUUGUAUACAAACUCACCUGCUGCCACAUAAUGAUGACAGACGACUUGGGUCACAGCACAUGCUCGCAAUGGCAUAUCAAACAAAUGGACGAGUCCAGGCAUCAAUUGAACUGCUCGAACACAUUACUAGUGCGGAGGCAGAAAAGCUCGCAGAGGAUGAUCCCAAACGAUUGUCAUCACAGCACACACUCGCGAUGGCAUAUUCUGAAAACAGUCAGAUUGAAGAAGCAAUCAAACUUCUGACGCAUGUUUGUACCAUUAAAGCAAAAUCUUUCGCAGAAAGUCAUCCAAACCGGCUGGUGUCAGAGUACGCGCUUGCGAUGGCAUAUAAGGACAACAGUCAGAUUGCCGAAUCAAUCAAACUCCUGAGACAUAUUACUACGACAGAAGCGACAUUUCUCGCAGAAGACGAUCCAUAUAGAUUGAUGUCAGUUAAUGAACUCGCUUCUUGCUAUGAACUCCUGCCGAAGGAAUCUGGAACGGAUCAGCCGACCGCAUCUUUCGUGGGGAAGUUUCCAGCAGAUCAAGGAGGCCAACCUGUGCUGAGCCGAGAAUCGUGGGGAUCAGAAGUGACCUGGAAUGCUUUCACCACUUCCGCCACGGGUUUUGAUCAGGUGCCGGAGCAUCAGGAACUGGGGUUGAGGAGUACAUCUAGAAGUCUGCUUUCUAGACCGAGGGAGAGUGUUCUUGGGAAACGAAAGAAGUAG
Molecule: messenger RNA, 2133 nt
Organism: Penicillium cosmopolitanum
Lineage: Eukaryota; Fungi; Ascomycota; Eurotiomycetes; Eurotiales; Aspergillaceae
Product: TPR repeat protein
Exons: 1
Coding region: 1-2133 (710 amino acids)
Molecular function (GO): ADP binding; protein binding
Source: RefSeq, a predicted model, not a curated record